Staurois parvus is the source of this 368-nucleotide messenger RNA. NCBI's taxonomy places the organism in Eukaryota, Metazoa, Chordata, Amphibia, Anura, Ranidae. The record is from the annotation of a GenBank genome assembly.
UACUUUGUGAGCUGUGAUUGGUCACAGCUUGUCACAUGGUACAAGGCUGUUGUGAAUAGCCUUCUACCAUGUGACCUCUGUGAUCAUUCACAGAUUUCACACAUAGUAAGCAAUGAAGUGACAACUUGCUUACUACUCUGCAUGUGAUCACUGAUUGGCCAAUCAGUGAUCACAUGAUCGGGACCUCACACAGAGGUCCCAUCCGACGAUCAGUGUUCCGAGGACACAGCGGGCACCGGAUCGCUGUGCUGCAUGCUCCCAGGGAGCACGCACAAGCACGGUGUGGGGAAGCCGUUUGUAAACGGCCACCCAACCCUGCACUGCCACCGUUCGGCCGUUUAUAUACAACUGGCAGAUGGGAAGUGGUC